Messenger RNA from Cadophora gregata, 2305 nucleotides. RefSeq lists its product as uncharacterized. Bases 16 to 1299 code for a protein of 427 amino acids. The transcript has a single exon. The record is from RefSeq and is a predicted model, not a curated record. NCBI's taxonomy places the organism in Eukaryota, Fungi, Ascomycota, Leotiomycetes, Helotiales, Ploettnerulaceae.
ACCUACGUGAACACGAUGCUAAUAUCUCACUCUCCCCAUCUCAACCGGCUCAACUUUCAAGAAGAAUUCGUGGAUGAAAACCAUACAUCAUAUCCUGCAUCCGAACCCUGGUUGUGUUUUGUAUCGUCUGAUUAUCGGCCUCACAUUCAUCCGGAAAUCAAUUCAGCACUCCCAGCUGCAUCAAGCAUGCCUUCCGUUACCGCAACACCACCUGAAGUGCGCGUCCCCACUCCUCUCACAUCUUACAUCACAACCUACACUCUCACUCUCACUCUCACCCAGCACCAAAACUCAAAUCCAAAUCCAGACUCAAAUCAUUAUUCAACACCAAACUCAAACUCAAAAAUAACCAUCCCCCUCUGCACCACCUGCCGCUCCGCCGUCCUCCCCAGAAGUCUACUCGAACACCUCCGUAAACAACAUGCUUUACCGGCUGAACUGAGGGGUUUGGUGAGGGGAUUUGUUGAUUCUUUGACGGUUGAGUCGAGGAGAGUAGGGUUUGAGGAUUUGGAGGGGUGGAGGGGUGGUUGUGGGAAUGGUGAUGGGGUUGGGGAGGGACAGGGGGACGGAGAGGGAGAGGUGGUGAAGGGGUUGAGGGUUGUGAGGGCGUGGAGGUGUAUUUUUGUUGUUGGUGGUGGUGGUAGUGAUAAUGGUAGUGCGGAAGGGAGAGGAGGGGAGGGAGUGGGAGAGGAAGAGCGUGAGAGAAAGAGGGAAAAGAGGGGAAAGAGGGGAAAGAGGGGGGAAGGGAAGAAUUGUAGAGGGGAGGGAGGGAAAGAGUGUGGAUUUAUUAGGAGGGAUGUCACGGAUUUGAGGAGACAUGUUAAUCUUGUGCAUGGUGUUGGAGCAAAGGGAAUAUAUGAGGCGUGUUUGGCGCAGAGUUGGUUUGGGGGGAGGAGGGCUGUGUAUUGGAAGGUGGGGGAUGGGGAGGGGAGGUCUGGUGCUGAUGCUGGUGCUGAUGCUGGUGGGUAUGAGAAUGAGAAUGGCAAUGAGAAGGCAAGAGAUGGGGAUGGAGAUGUGGUCAUGGGCGAGACUUUACAUGGUGAGGGUACCGCUAGUGAGGAAACGAGCGAGAUGGUUGAGAGGAUUGUCUGUGAGGAUGAAUUGAACGAGAAAAUGGUGCACGAAAGUGAGGAGGCAGAGGGACAGGAGAAAAGGCUAAAAACACCUGUUUUCACGAGUCUUUGUCGCUGGGGGUUUUAUGGCAAGGGAUUUGGUGAUAAGACGCCAAUGACUUGGAGGGUGAAAGAUGGGAAGGAGACGGAGAUUGAGAGGGAGCUUAGAUUGGGGAAAAUUUGUUAAUUGACAACCUUAGUGGAAGGGGUGUGUGAUGGAGAGAUAUUUGAAGUCGUUGAAGCAUGGCAGUGGUAAAAAUAAUGGAUUGAGUGGAUGACUGCAGGAGGCAGACUCGGGAUCAAUGCGAGAUCUGAAGAGGUUGCACCAUAGCCUACCGAAGAGAAUAGUUCCGAGUACUGUUGACAGUUCUGAAGGUUGGUGUACUUUUGGAGGUGAAUGUAACAGAGUCAUCGUCAGGCUUUCUGAUUAAUUUGGAGUCAGAAAAUAAGCCAACCAGAGCUGUCGCUUGAGGAAACUGGAAGGGGUUCGGAAGAUUGGAAAAGAAUUUCAUGAAGAGGAACUACAAAUAGGGGCAGUCAAUAACAUCUGUAGCUCCGCUCUGAUGCAAGCUAUCAAGAAACAGAAGGCCGAGAAAGAAUCAACUCAAUUGAGGCUUGCUGACAUCAGAUAUUGGACAGGGAAGAGCAGUGGCGUAAAACUGACUGACUUCAGUAUCUGGUGAGCAGAGCAGAGCAUACAAAGCAAAAUCAAAGGAUGUGAUGGAUCAUGGAAGUAUUCACAAAACGAAUGCCUGAGCAUGAUAGAGCGUGAAAACCCAUAAUGCGUCCUAAAGAGGGGCAUGUUUAAAGUUCCUCUCUGGCGGCCGUUCCGGAUAAACAUCACAUCACCAGAAUGCAACAAAAUUCCUGCUGCACACCACAGCAACACAAUCCAAAGAGCCCCACCCUUCAAUUCUUCAGCCAAAUUCUCAAACGCUGCGGAUAAAAUGACCUCUGUUUCGCCUAACUCGAGGAAAUGAGCUCGCCAAUUAUCCCCAGACUCACAACCAAUCGCUCACCCUAAAUCUUGGAUAAAAUAAAUAGGCAUGAAAUGGCAGUGAGGCGAAGUACAGUUCGGUGCAGCUCAGGUGAACGGUGAAGGGUGAACGGUUAAGCGCUCGUUAAUAGUAGGGGAGUGAGAAGGGAAAGGAAAGGUAAAUACGAGAUCAAAGACAAAGAAAUCAAAAUUGAAG